Messenger RNA from Anoplophora glabripennis (Asian longhorned beetle), 1823 nucleotides. RefSeq names its product transcription factor kayak (gene kay). NCBI's taxonomy places the organism in Eukaryota, Metazoa, Arthropoda, Insecta, Coleoptera, Cerambycidae. The record is from RefSeq and is a predicted model, not a curated record. Gene Ontology annotation, molecular function: DNA-binding transcription factor activity, RNA polymerase II-specific; RNA polymerase II cis-regulatory region sequence-specific DNA binding. The coding region runs from base 170 to 1273 and encodes 367 amino acids. The transcript has 4 exons. Gene Ontology annotation, cellular component: nucleus. Gene Ontology annotation, biological process: regulation of transcription by RNA polymerase II.
UAUCCGACAGUCGAGCCUCGGAUAACUUUAAAGCUCGACUAAAGUAUUUAAUUUUCGAACGAACGAACCUCGAUCUACAGAGAACGAUUCGAUUAAUGUUUAUAUAUGUGCGAUUAUUUCUGUUGCCUUUUUAUUUGAACGUUUUGGUGCGUUUUUUUUUUUUGGAGAAAUGGAUUGUCUCGAUCAAAAAGAUAUCACCCACUUCCUUGCACAGGAGUUAUUUUAUCAUCAGUUUAUAACACUAGAGGGUUUAAAUUCGGGUGUUCCAACAAGGACAACUCCAACACUGACUCCCACAACAUUAAGAAACAUAGAACAAACCUUUAUUGAGCUUCAGUCAAAACCAGAAACUCAUGAAAACGAAGCUGGAUUCGUACCUCCACUAGUUCAUGCAGUUGGUAAUAAUCAGUAUAUAUCGGCAUCGGAAGCUGAUACCUAUUCAAACAAAUCGCAGAAUAUGUGGCAAAGUUCAUUGUCCCAGUCUGGUUCGGAUUGUGAUACUAGAUCCACACCUCCUUUGUCUAAGAAAUCUGGAAGACACAUAAUUCCAGGACAAAACCGUCGCAAUAUGGGCGGACGCAAACCCGCCAAAGAUCUCAAUUGCAGCCCAGAAGAAGAAGAAAGACGGCGAAUUAGAAGGGAACGCAAUAAAGCUGCAGCUGCCAGAUGUAGAAAACGCCGAGUGGACCACACUAAUUCGCUUAUUGCAGAAACCGAAGAAUUAGAGCAUAAAAAGCAGUGCUUGCAAGAGGAACUGCAAGAGUUGCAACAGAUGAAGGAACAAUUAGAUUAUAUCUUAGAGUCGCACAAGGCCACUCCCCAUUGCCGUCUGCAUACUCAGAGCCCGCCGGACAUUAAGCCGUUCAAUAACAACAUUUUCAGCGACAGGAACGACAACGAACGGGUCAAGACGGAGCUAAUCGAGCCGCUGGGACCCAACGAUAUAUUUUUGUUGCCAUCCUCCACGAAGAAAGUUAUGUUAAGUUCGACAGUGCCUAUAUCCAAGCCGAGCAGACCGAAUUCUUUGAACGUGGGAGCCACGGCUCCCCUGUCCAAGAACAAUAUCACCGAAAUAGCAGGUGUGCCAAUUUCGACCCCCUCGACGGGAAUGACCUUCAAUUUCGAAUCUCUCAUGGGCGGCGGCACCGGGCUCACGCCGGUGUCGGCCCCGCUGGUGCCUUCAUGCAGUACGCAACAACGAAACGUUCCCGCCAACAUGGGCGAUCUCUCGUCCCCGGACGCCUGCGGCCCCCCCAAGCUGGUCAGCCUCUGAGUAAUUUUAGAAUGUUGUGCAGUGUACGUUCACGAAUAGUCCAAUUUUGAUACUACUACAAUAUUUUGAAAAUAUUAUUAUUUGAUUAAAAAUGUUCUACUAGCGUUCCCGCUAUGAUUAAAUUUACCACUUCUAUACGAAAAUUUGCAUAUAUAUUAUAGAUAUAUACAUAUAUAUAUUCUUGGAUAAGCAUUUACGUGUUUACCAUACUUAGCGGUAAGUGUAUAAGUUUAAAACAAACCAAAAAUAUUUAUUACUUUAUAGUCGCUAGUAAAGUUAUCCUUUUGUUAUAUCUUUUUAUUUAACGAUGACUCGCCGAGUGGCAGUAGCGCUAACAACAAGUGAAUAGGAAAGUAAUAAAACAUGGACCAUAAGUAUCGAUAAAUUGCUCAAAAAUUUUUGUUACGCUACUCCAGGUUUAUUCUUUUUGCUAGGAACCAAGAAAUGCCUUUUUUAAGAGAUAUUUGUAUGUUUUCACUUAACGAUAUUCCCUCCAUACAUUUUUUUAUAAAUUAUAUUAAGAAAAUAUAUUUUCUAGUAUUGAAAAUUA